Messenger RNA from Penicillium verhagenii, 1347 nucleotides. Its product is annotated as pseudouridine synthase PUS4. Gene Ontology annotation, molecular function: RNA binding; pseudouridine synthase activity. Gene Ontology annotation, biological process: mRNA pseudouridine synthesis; tRNA modification. The record is from RefSeq and is a predicted model, not a curated record. The transcript has 2 exons. Gene Ontology annotation, cellular component: mitochondrion. Bases 1 to 1347 code for a protein of 448 amino acids. NCBI's taxonomy places the organism in Eukaryota, Fungi, Ascomycota, Eurotiomycetes, Eurotiales, Aspergillaceae.
AUGCGAUUCCCCAUUGGCUUCAGACCCUUUCGCACCACAAUGUCAGGCGAAAAGAUCCUCGAAGGCUGCUUUGCCAUUCACAAGCCCGAGGGCGUCACCUCCGCAGAUGUCCUUCGCAAAUGCCAAGAGCACUUCAACCCCUCCAAAACCUUCGCCCCCUGGCUCCAAAACGAGCGCGACCGCCGUGAGCGCGAAAACAAAUUCCAGCAGAACCGCCGCCGUCAAAAGAAGAUCGAGGUGAAGAUCGGACACGGCGGAACCCUCGACCCGCUCGCAACAGGAAUUCUCAUCGCCGGCGUCGGAAAGGGAACCAAGUCCCUCAGCAGCUUCCUAGGAUGCACCAAGUCCUACGAGACCAUUGUGCUCUUCGGCGCCGAGACAGACACCUACGACCGUAUGGGCCGGAUCGUCCGCCGCGCGCCGUACGAGCACGUCACACGCGAGAAGGUCGAGGAAGCACUGAAGCAGUUCCGGGGUCCGAUCAUGCAGAAGCCGCCCAUUUUCUCUGCGUUGAGAAUCAACGGAAAGAGACUCUACGAAUAUGCGCGCGAGGGCAAGCUCCCGCCUGUGGAGAUCAAGUCUAGGCCCGUUGAGGCCGUGGAACUUGAGAUCGUGGAGUGGUACGAGCCCGGCACGCACGAGCACAAGUGGCCCAAGGAGAAGAUGGAGGGCGAGGAGAAGAGGGUUGCGGAGCAGCUGCUUGAUCAGCAAGCUGGUACUGCUGCUCCCGUCGCGGAGGCCGAGACCGCUGCUGCGUCUUCCAAGCGCAGUGCUGCAGACACGCCUGAGGUCGAGCACGGUGCCGAUAAGAAGCAGAAGAUUAGCGAGAGCGGCGAAGCCCAGGCGGCUGCUGCGGAAACUGCUGCUACUGAUGCCCCUGCCCCGGCCGCAGAUGCGGAAGCAGAGGCUGAUUAUUUGAGCUCGGACUCGGAAUCUACUGCUGGGGAUGGGACAAAGAAGCGCCGGCCCCAAGCGCCGGCUGUCAAGAUCCGGAUGACUGUUACCUCUGGUUUCUACGUGCGGUCUUUGGCGCAUGAUCUGGGUAAUGCGGUUGGCAGCUGUGCGCUCAUGAGCGAGCUUAUCCGAACUCGCCAGGGUGACUUUGAGCUCGUUCCUGAAAAGGUCUUGCAGUAUGAGGACUUGGCAAACGGUGAAGAAGUUUGGGGCCCGAAGGUUGAGGGUUUCCUUAGCGCUUGGGAGGAGAAAAUUGCUAGCCAGGCAGCUGAGGAUAUUAAAGCUAAGCAGGAGGCGGAAGAGACUAAAGCCAACCAGGCAGCAGAGGCGCAUAAACCCGACCAGGAGGUGGAUGCUCCUAAAGUCGAACAGGAAGCCGAUGCGACUAAAUAA